AUGAAAAAAAUUGAAAAAGAAUCAGACAUGAUAACCACCUUUUCAAAACGCAAGUAUGGAAUUUAUAAGAAAGUAAAUGAGCUAAUCACCCUAACGGGCAGUGAGGUUGGAUUUUUGGUCUUUUCUCCUGCAGGAAAAUCCUUCACUUUCAGUCAGCCUUCUUUCAAGGAUCUUGCACUUCGAUAUCUCGGCCGACAAAAAAAGCAGCCCCAAUUAUCACCUGACAAUGGGGAGAUGUUUAGGCAGGCAAGGAUCCAAGAGCUAAACCAGACAUACAAUAUGCUGCUCGAAUUGGUGGAAGAGGAAGAAAAGAAAGAUGUGGCGCUGAGGCAAAAGCUCAAGGGAAAGCAACUAAACAACUGGUGGAACAAAACUGUUGAGAAGGUGGAGGUGGGUGAGCUAUCGGAUCUUGAAUCUGCCUACUCAGAACUGCUGAUGAAGGUGGAGAAGAGAAGGAUGAAAUUGGUGAGCCCUCGAAAUGAUAUGAAUGGUUGUGUCUCCACUUCUUCCUCUCAUUUUUUGUGCACCCUUACCAUCAACGCUAGUUCAGAUGGUUAA
Molecule: messenger RNA, 558 nt
Organism: Linum tenue
Lineage: Eukaryota; Viridiplantae; Streptophyta; Magnoliopsida; Malpighiales; Linaceae
Source: the annotation of a GenBank genome assembly